CGGCGGGGAUGCAUCGUGUCAAACCCUAUCAGUCUUGUCUGCUCAGCUUGUUCUCUCAGCUCCUUGUUCAUCCUCUUGCGGCAGCUGGGGUUUCUUUGAAGCUCUUUCUGCGAACGCUUCUGCUUCCAAGCUCCAAUCUAGGAACUUAUAAUGGGUAAGGAGAAGGUUCACAUCAACAUUGUGGUCAUUGGCCAUGUUGACUCUGGCAAGUCCACAACCACGGGCCAUCUCAUCUACAAGCUUGGAGGAAUUGAUAAGCGUGUGAUUGAGAGGUUUGAGAAGGAGGCUGCUGAGAUGAACAAAAGGUCAUUCAAGUAUGCCUGGGUGCUUGAUAAGCUGAAGGCUGAGCGUGAGCGUGGUAUUACAAUUGAUAUUGCGUUGUGGAAGUUUGAGACAACAAAAUACUACUGCACGGUCAUUGAUGCCCCUGGUCAUCGUGACUUCAUCAAGAACAUGAUUACUGGAACUUCCCAGGCUGAUUGUGCCGUCCUUAUCAUUGACUCCACAACCGGAGGUUUUGAAGCUGGUAUUUCUAAGGAUGGUCAGACCAGAGAGCAUGCUCUCCUUGCCUUCACUCUUGGUGUGAGGCAGAUGAUUUGCUGUUGUAACAAGAUGGAUGCCACAACCCCAAAGUACUCGAAGGCAAGAUAUGAUGAAAUUGUGAAGGAAGUGUCUUCCUACCUAAAGAAGGUGGGAUACAACCCAGACAAGAUCCCCUUUGUCCCUAUCUCUGGAUUUGAAGGUGACAACAUGAUUGAGAGGUCCACAAACCUUGAUUGGUACAAGGGCCCAACCCUUUUGGAGGCCCUUGACUUGAUCCAAGAGCCCAAAAGGCCCUCUGACAAGCCCCUUCGACUCCCACUUCAGGAUGUCUACAAAAUUGGUGGUAUUGGAACUGUGCCUGUGGGCCGUGUUGAGACUGGUAUUAUCAAACCUGGUAUGGUUGUUACUUUUGGUCCCUCUGGACUGACCACUGAAGUGAAGUCUGUGGAAAUGCAUCACGAGGCUCUUCAGGAGGCUCUCCCUGGUGACAAUGUUGGCUUCAAUGUCAAGAAUGUUUCUGUCAAGGACUUGAAGCGUGGUUUUGUUGCAUCAAAUUCCAAAGAGGAUCCCGCCAAGGAGGCAGCAACCUUCACAUCCCAGGUUAUUAUUAUGAACCACCCUGGCCAGAUUGGAAAUGGAUAUGCCCCAGUUCUUGAUUGCCACACAUCCCACAUUGCGGUCAAGUUUGCUGAGCUUGUGACCAAGAUUGACCGGCGGUCUGGUAAGGAACUUGAGAAGGAGCCCAAAUUUUUGAAGAAUGGUGAUGCUGGGGUUGUGAAGAUGAUUCCAACCAAACCCAUGGUGGUGGAAACUUUCUCGGAGUAUCCCCCUCUGGGGCGUUUUGCUGUGAGGGACAUGCGGCAGACUGUGGCUGUGGGAGUCAUCAAGAGUGUGGAGAAGAAGGAAGCAUCUGGGGCCAAGGUUACAAAAUCUGCUGCCAAGAAGGGCAAGUGAACCGUGCUGUAUGGAGCUUCGGCUAUUUUAAAUGGCUAUAAUUAUAAUAAAGACUGGGUACUUGUUAGUAGUAUCUCCUUUGGAUGCAUAGGUAGUCGUUUUGUGGGUUAUUAUAGGUUUCUGUUUUCGCCAUCGGCCCGUGGGUGUUUGCAGAACUGGGUCCUUGAUCGGCGGUGGCAGGGUUUAUGAUGGUUGAUGUUUGUGUCAUUGGUCUUUGGUUUUGGUCCUUUUUGUUUAUUGUCAAGUGGUCAUGUGGUCUUAUUUUUCUUCAAUAAGCAGCUUGGGAAUUUUAUGGUUUUUUAGAAGUCCCAAGUUGCAUAGUUGUUUCCUAUUUGCAACUUAUAAUUAUUAUCUGCUUUUGGUGUA
Malania oleifera is the source of this 1863-nucleotide messenger RNA. Its product is annotated as elongation factor 1-alpha-like. Gene Ontology annotation, biological process: translational elongation; translation. Gene Ontology annotation, molecular function: GTP binding; translation elongation factor activity; GTPase activity. The record is from RefSeq and is a predicted model, not a curated record. NCBI's taxonomy places the organism in Eukaryota, Viridiplantae, Streptophyta, Magnoliopsida, Santalales, Ximeniaceae. Bases 151 to 1497 code for a protein of 448 amino acids. The transcript has 3 exons.